This is a messenger RNA of Hibiscus syriacus, 2104 nucleotides long. Its product is annotated as amino acid transporter AVT6A-like. The coding region runs from base 414 to 1802 and encodes 462 amino acids. Gene Ontology annotation, biological process: amino acid transmembrane transport. Gene Ontology annotation, molecular function: amino acid transmembrane transporter activity. The record is from RefSeq and is a predicted model, not a curated record. Lineage: Eukaryota; Viridiplantae; Streptophyta; Magnoliopsida; Malvales; Malvaceae. The transcript has 6 exons.
UCCUCUUUUCUUGGCUGUUGGGUCUACCUGAAUUCUUCAUUUCAAAGCUCAUAUUUUUUGAUUGUUUCCUUUGGUGCUCUCCUUAGAAUCUGUAAAUUGGGUUUUCAAGGUUUUGUUGAUUGGAUCUUUGGGUUGGUUUCUUUUCUUUGAUUUUGAUAUCAAAGACUCAGCCUUUGUAAUUGUUGAUCGUGUACAAGCAUUCUAUUAUUUAUAAAAAAAUCUGUACAUUAAAUUAACCUUUUUUAGGGUCAUCUUGAUAUCUUACUUGGAAAUUCCAUCCUUUUUUGGACAAGAUUUGCAACUUUUCCAACCUGAAAGCUUUGGAUUUUAUUACAGAAUUGCAGUGUGCUGAAGAGUUUGUUUAGAUUUUCUUAAGAAAGUCGAAUCUUUGAGAGUUUUAGGUGAUUCAAAAGAUGACAAUUGGGGAUAUAACAUCAAAGAAGGAGAGAAAGUCAAGGAGGAGCAAGCAUGUUGUUUAUGAGAAAGCUCCGUUGUUGCCUAAACAUCAAGAUGAAGCAGCUGGUUAUGAUGAAUUCAAUGGAGCUUCAUUUACUGGGGCGGUGUUCAAUUUAUCAACAACAAUUGUUGGUGCUGGGAUCAUGGCCUUGCCUGCAACAAUGAAAGUUCUGGGAUUGAUUCUUGGGAUUGCCAUGAUCGUCUUCAUGGCAUUCUUAACUGAUGCAUCUAUUGAAUUCUUGCUUAGAUUCAGUAGAGCUGGGAAAACAAAUUCUUAUGGAGGUCUCAUGGGAGAUGCGUUUGGAAAGUACGGAAGAAUCUUUUUGCAAAUCUGUGUUCUGGUCAACAACAUUGGUGUACUCAUUGUUUACAUGAUUAUUAUUGGUGAUGUGCUGUCUGGAACAUCAUCAAGUGGGGUGCACCAUGCAGGAGUCCUCGAAGGGUGGUUCGGAGAACACUGGUGGAACGGACGAUCCAUUAUUCUUCUCAUCACUACACUCGGCAUCUUCGCUCCCUUGGCAUGUUUUAAGCGGAUCGAUUCCUUAAGAUUUACAUCCGCCUUAUCAGUUGCUCUAGCAGUUGUGUUUCUUGUCAUCACUGUCGGAAUAGCAAUUAUCAAGCUGAUUAGUGGAACUAUAAUAAUGCCUAGGUUACUCCCCGAUGUCACCGAUUUGACGUCAUUCUGGAAACUCUUCACAGUAGUCCCCGUUUUAGUCACUGCAUACAUCUGCCACUACAAUGUUCACAGCAUAGAUAACGAACUGGAAGACCCUACCCAGAUAAGACCGGUUGUACGAACAGCAUUGGGUUUGUGCUCAUCGGUUUACAUAAUGAUAAGCUUUUUCGGGUUUCUUCUAUUUGGUGACGGAACAUUGGAUGAUGUGCUUGCCAACUUUGAUACCGACCUUGGAAUCCCCUAUAGCUCCCUGCUUAAUGAUGCUGUCCGUGUCAGCUACGUUGCUCACCUCAUGCUUGUAUUUCCCAUUGUUUUCUAUCCACUGCGACUCAACAUGGACGGCCUCCUCUUCCCUUCUGCAAGGCCUCUAGUUCUGUCUAAUACGAGGUUUGCAUGUAUUACUGUCGGACUCAUCACAGUUAUCUUCUUGGGUGCUAAUUUCAUACCCAGCAUCUGGGAUGCUUUCCAGUUCACCGGAGCAACUGCUGCAGUUUGUCUUGGGUUCAUCUUUCCUGCCGCGGUUACUCUUAGGGAUCACCACUUCAUAGCAACAAAGAAAGACACUAUCUUAGCUCUUUUAAUGAUUGUCCUCGCAGUAUUCUCGAACGUGAUAGCCAUAUACAGCGACGCAUACGCCCUCUUUAAGAAGAAUUCAGGACACAUGGAAUGAUCUAUGUAGCAGUCCCCUUGGUUCCAAGAAGUGAGAUUUUACGUCUCGACAUCCUUGAAGACACCUGGUUUUUAUAGAAUCAUCCGAUAUAUGUUUCGAAAAUCCGGGUUUCGGAAGGAGGUUUGAUUAAGGUAUAUAAUAAUAAGAUGAAGUUUGCUUUCAAUGAAUAAAACUUAGAUUGUAGGGAAGUGUAUGAAGGUCAUGCAUCAUACGCCCCAUGUACGAUUAAUGCUUGAUUUUGAACAUUUUAAAUUGUAAAAUAGAAAAUAUGGUGUUUUCAGAUUAAUAAUGGCUUUGCUUGA